AUGGCUCUCUCUCAGCCUAGCCCGGGACCCCAGGCCGUUCCUGUAACGAACGUGAUCUCUCCUUAUCAGCACUUUCCGGGAUCGUCACCGGAUCAAUACCCGUCGUUAUUUCAGCAGUACCAGCCGUGGAACAGCCACGCGGGGGGCCCGUUCGGGAUGCCUCCGCUGCUCCCCGGCGCCCCGCAACAGUUCCCCCCUGCCUCCCCGCAACAGUACUCCCCCGCCCCCCCGCAGUUCCCCCCCGCAUCCCCCCAACAAUUCGCCCCGCCGUCCCCGCAGUUUCCGCCGGGGUCCACGCAGCAGUUCCCUCCGGCCUCCCCGCAUCAGUUCCCCCCAGCAUCUCCGCAGUUCCCCCAGGGCUCCGCGCAGCAGUUUCCGCCGCAGCAGUUUCCCCCGCAGCAGUUUCCGCCGCAGCAGAUGUUCGGAAUGGGGUUCGCGCGCGGACCUCCGGGGCAGUUUUCCCCUUCCCCCAACUUCUCUCCGCCAACCAUGUCCGCGCAAAACGUCCCCCCCGGUCUGGGCGCGCAAGCCAUGAGUCCGCUGAUGGGUCCGCCGUCCGGUUUCGGGCCCCAUAACAUCCCCCGGAACAAUAAAGGCUCUGGCGCUGGAAAUGCGGGGAUGGGAGCGGGUGGUCCUGCUGGUGGGGGUGGGAAUCAGCGGAGGGGGCAGCAAGCGAGGGCAGGGCAGCAGCCCACGGAGGAGAGCACCCAGCGGACGGUCUAUGUGUCUGACAUCGACCACCAGGUGACGGAGGAGCAGCUCGCCACUCUCUUUCUCUCCUGUGGCCAGGUGGUGGACUGUCGGAUCUGUGGGGACCCCAAUUCGGUGCUCCGAUUUGCAUUUGUGGAGUUUACAGAUGAAGUUUUCCCCCAUGUCUGUCCUUUCCUCUGCACCUCUCGUGCCUUUUCUCGUCCCUCCCAUUUAAACCAGAGGGAACCAGAAGGACAAUGCUGGGAGGGGGCCAAGAACGCGUUGAGCAUAGCAGGCACGAUGCUAGGAUACUACCCGCUCCGGGUGCUGCCUUCUAAGACCGCCAUCCUGCCAGUCAACCCCACCUACCUCCCCAAGUGUGGUUCACAACCCACCCAACCCAAGGUGGCGCUGAGUGAAGAUGUGCCUUGUGGGGUGCUGCUAGGGUACUACCCGCUCCGGGUGCUCCCUUCCAAGACUGCCAUCCUCCCUGUCAACCCCACCUAUCUCCCCAAGGUGCCUUUCCGAUGCAGCCAGGAGGAGAGGGAGAUGUGUGCUCGCACUGUGUAUUGCACCAACAUUGAUAAGAAGGUCACUCAGGCAGAUGUGAAGCUCUUCUUUGAGUCUCUCUGCGGAGAGAUCUCUCGUCUCCGUCUGUUGGGCGAUUACCACCAUUCUACUCGCAUUGCCUUUGUUGAAUUCGUGAUGGCUGAGAGCGCCAUGGCAGCAUUAAACUGCAGCGGAGCCAUCCUGGGCUCACUCCCCAUCAGCACCGCGCCACCACACCUAUCCACACCUAGCGUUCUCCCCCAGGUGGAGAGCGCGAUGGCAGCAUCAAACUGCAGUAUCGGGGUGAGUCCCUCAGAUGAUCAACUCGCGCAGCACCUGCUGUUCCCCCCACCCCACCCCCUCUCUGCCGCCCUCUCCUUGUCCUCUCCCCCUAUUCCCCCUCCCCCCCGCUUCCCCUCCACCAGGGUGAGCCCUUUCAAGACCUCUGUGCGCCCACGAGCGCCCAGGCAGCGCCUAUUCCUCUUCGUUGAGUUGAAUUUUGAGGCGCCUCAAAAGUCAAUUCAACGCCCACGAGCGCCCACGAGCGCCCACAAGCGCCCAGGCAGCGCCUAUUCCUCUUCCAUCCAAACCUCCCCCUCUUCCGCCCUCGCCCGUCCUCCUUCCUCCAACCCUACCCUUAAUCCCCUUAUCCACCAGGGUGAGUGGAGUCCUUCCACGACCCCUGUGCUCCCACGAGCGCCCAGGCAGCAUCGGCUGUCCCCUCUUGCUCCACCCUUACCCCUCGUAUCCCCCCCAUUUUUCCCCUUCCCCCCCCCUCUCUCUCUCCCCAUCAUAUUGAGUCCCUCCAAGGCCCCUGUGCGCCCACGAGCGCCCACUAACGGUGAGUCCCUCCAAGACCCCUGUGCGCCCUCGAGCGCCCAGGCAGCAUGGGGGGAGGUAGUGACAGGGGGAGGGGCGGCAUGGGGGGAUGUAGUGAGUAGGGGAGGGGCGGCAUGGGGGAGAGGUAGCAACUGGGGGAGGGGCGGCAUGGGCAGAGGGGAGGUAGCAACUGGGGGGAGGGGUGGGAUGGGGGGAGCUGGUAACAGGGGGAGGGGCGGCAUGGGAGGAGGUAGCACCUGGGGUAGGGGCUGCACUGGGGGAGGUAUAAAUUGA
Molecule: messenger RNA, 2352 nt
Organism: Closterium sp. NIES-65
Lineage: Eukaryota; Viridiplantae; Streptophyta; Zygnematophyceae; Desmidiales; Closteriaceae
Source: the annotation of a GenBank genome assembly